Molecule: messenger RNA, 1019 nt
Organism: Linum tenue
Lineage: Eukaryota; Viridiplantae; Streptophyta; Magnoliopsida; Malpighiales; Linaceae
Source: the annotation of a GenBank genome assembly
UCCAAAAUGGCAAAACAAAGGGGGAAAUACAGCGAAAAUAGGAUUCCUCUUCCAGUUAUAUUUUCCCCUUUUGACUUUCGCCGUAGCUAAUAAUAAGUCUCCGAUCUCGUCGUCUGCCCUGGCAGCCAUAGCCACCACCACCAAACCAAUCGCUCGAAUCUAAUCUCUUCCCAGUUCCCCAGUCUCUCUCAGCGCUCCAAUCGCAGCUUCCUCGCCAUGACUCGCGGAAAUCAGAGGGAGAAGGAUCGCGAAAGAGCUCAGUCUCGCGGCGGCAAGGGCGCCAAGGGCAAAGAUGAUGGCUUGACCCCUGAACAGCGCCGCGAGAGGGACGCCAAGGCGCUGCAGGAGAAGACGGCCAAGAAAGCGGCGCAGGCCGCCGGAGGGGAAUCUUCCGGAGGUAAAGGGAACGCUAAGAAAUAAAAAAAGACAAGGGCUUUGAUCUGAAAACAAUUUGGUUCUGUUUGAUCUUUUGUUUAACCAUGACUGCGAAUUGAGUUCGUUCUGGAGCGUCUUAUAUUCGAACCUUGCCUGUGUGUACACUCUGCAUAAUAUUGGAAAAGUGGAGACUUUGUGAAGCCUGAAGGUCCAUUUUUGUGCUACUGAUAUUGUGGAUGUGUAUGGUUUAUUUUCACAUGAUUCACUUCCAUUGACAACCUUGAUUUUGUUGUGUUGUGUCUGUGUUGAGCUGGGUCUCGGUUGCUUUUUGCUCUGUGAGUUACUCUUUCUCAAAUUGGAAUACUGAAUCUAAUGCCUUGCUAACCAGAAGUGAAUUUGGCAUAGAUAUGCUGUAUAAUGUAUAUGAUUGGUUGCAAGUUAUCCUGAUGGAGUGAUGGUCAUGCCUUGUGCACAUUCUGUCGUGAAAUUCGAAUAACACAUUAGUCUGUAAUGGUCUCAUGUAUAAUGCUGUGAUGAUUUUGUAUUUGACCCCUCAAGUAGUUAAGAUUGCCAUGUUCAGAGGAUUAGCGAAUCUGGACUCGUAUCGUAUAGCAAAUCUGCAGCUACCAGGCAUAGAUUAGUUG